AAGGGUAUUUAGCGGUCAUUAUCGUGGAUAUAAAAUAUUUCCUCCAUUUUAUUCCCCGCAUAUCCAACUGUCCAAUAAUCUUGCGACAUUAGUCUUCAUUAAUCACCAUUAAGCAUCCCCGUUCCCAGCAUCAUUAUAUCUGGAAAAGAUCGGACGGCCUAUGAUGCUACUAGAUAAAAUAGGCCGAAUUGCGGAGUAUUAUUCCUCACUUUCCCCGAAUGCUAUGCUCUUCCGAUAAAAAUGAAUCAGUAGAAUCACACCAAGGAGCUUCGUUCUCUUUUACACUCUCCUGCACUCAGGCUUUUCUCUUUCUGGAAUCAUUUUUCGGCGUUCUGACACCGGAGAAUUGUUGUUGGGUUCAGGCGAGGAGGAUGGGAUCGGCGGUGCUGUCGGAGUUGGGGACGGAGAUACUGGUGCCGGUGUGCGCGGUUGUUGGCAUCGCCUUCUCAUUAAUACAGUGGUUCUUGGUCUCGCGCGUGAAGCUCACGGCGGAGCGCCACGCGCCGGGUGGUGCUAACAAGAAUGCGUACAAUGAUUACUUGAUUGAAGAAGAGGAAGGUCUUAAUGACCACAGCGUUGUGGCCAAGUGCGCUGAUAUACAGUGUGCAAUCUCUGAAGGUGCCACCUCUUUUCUGUUCACUGAAUAUCAAUACGUCGGGAUGUUCAUGGUGGCUUUUGCAAUUCUCAUCUUCCUUUUCCUGGGUUCUGUUGAGGGAUUUAGCACAAAGUCCCAACCAUGUACUUAUGAUAAAGAGAAGACGUGCAAGCCAGCACUUGCUACUGCAAUAUUCAGCACUGUCUCAUUUUUGCUUGGUGCUUUCACCUCAGUUGUCUCUGGUUUCCUAGGGAUGAAAAUUGCUACCUAUGCCAACGCAAGAACAACUCUGGAAGCUAGAAAGGGUGUUGGCAAGGCUUUUAUUACUGCAUUUAGGUCUGGUGCAGUAAUGGGUUUUCUCCUUGCUGCAAAUGGUCUAUUGGUACUCUACAUUGCUAUAAAUCUCUUCAAGCUGUACUAUGGGGAAGAUUGGGAAGGCCUCUUUGAAUCUAUUACUGGUUAUGGUCUUGGGGGUUCUUCCAUGGCUCUCUUUGGAAGGGUUGGUGGUGGUAUUUAUACCAAAGCUGCUGAUGUUGGUGCUGAUCUUGUGGGAAAGGUUGAAAGAAACAUUCCAGAAGAUGAUCCUAGAAACCCAGCUGUCAUUGCUGACAAUGUUGGUGACAAUGUUGGAGAUAUUGCUGGUAUGGGGUCUGAUCUUUUUGGCUCAUAUGCCGAGUCAUCAUGUGCUGCCCUUGUUGUUGCCUCCAUCUCCUCUUUUGGAAUCAACCAUGAGUUCACUUCAAUGUUAUAUCCUUUGCUCAUUAGUUCUGUGGGUAUCCUUGUUUGUUUGAUUACAACCCUCUUCGCCACUGAUUUCUUUGAAAUCAAGGCUGUAAAGGAAAUUGAACCAGCAUUGAAGAAGCAGCUUAUUAUCUCCACUAUUCUGAUGACUGUGGGCAUUGCAAUUGUAACCUGGAUUGGCUUGCCUUCAUCUUUCACAAUUUACAAUUUUGGAACUCAGAAGGUUGUCAAGAACUGGCAGUUGUUCUUGUGUGUGGCUGUUGGUCUCUGGGCUGGACUUAUUAUUGGAUUUAUUACCGAGUACUACACCAGCAAUGCAUACAGCCCUGUGCAAGAUGUUGCCGACUCUUGCAGGACAGGAGCCGCCACAAAUGUCAUCUUUGGCCUUGCCUUGGGAUACAAAUCUGUCAUCAUUCCAAUUUUUGCCAUUGCAGUUAGUAUUUUUGUUAGUUUUAGUUUUGCAGCCAUGUAUGGCAUUGCUGUGGCCGCUCUUGGAAUGUUAAGCACUAUUGCCACUGGAUUGGCCAUUGAUGCUUAUGGUCCCAUCAGUGACAAUGCUGGGGGCAUUGCUGAGAUGGCUGGUAUGAGUCACCGCAUCCGUGAACGAACUGAUGCACUUGAUGCAGCUGGCAACACUACUGCUGCUAUCGGGAAGGGAUUUGCCAUUGGAUCUGCUGCACUAGUAUCUUUGGCAUUGUUCGGUGCUUUUGUGAGCCGUGCAUCUAUUUCAACAGUUGAUGUCUUGACCCCGAAGGUCUUCAUCGGUCUGAUCGUGGGUGCUAUGCUUCCGUACUGGUUCUCUGCCAUGACCAUGAAGAGUGUGGGAAGUGCAGCUUUGAAGAUGGUUGAGGAGGUUCGCAGGCAGUUCAACACCAUUCCUGGUCUCAUGGAGGGUCAUUCCAAGCCUGAUUAUGCUACCUGUGUCAAGAUAUCUACUGAUGCAUCCAUCAAGGAGAUGAUUCCACCAGGUGCUCUUGUCAUGCUUACACCCCUCAUUGUUGGAACCUUCUUUGGCGUUGAGACUCUUUCUGGUGUUUUGGCUGGUUCUCUUGUUUCUGGUGUUCAGAUAGCAAUUUCUGCAUCUAACACAGGUGGUGCAUGGGAUAAUGCCAAGAAGUAUAUCGAGGCUGGUGCUUCAGAGCAUGCAAGGACGCUAGGCCCAAAAGGUUCAGAGCCACACAAAGCAGCAGUGAUUGGUGAUACCAUUGGUGACCCACUGAAGGACACCUCAGGCCCAUCACUCAACAUCCUCAUCAAGCUCAUGGCUGUGGAAUCUCUUGUCUUUGCUCCCUUCUUUGCCACUCAUGGUGGUCUGCUUUUCAAGAUAUUCUGAAGGGGGAGGAUUAUGAUGCAGACGUAGGGAAGGACAGUUGUUAUAACAUUGCUUUCUCUUGUAGAAUCCUCAUCCACCCUCAAUUCUACUUCUGCAUUUAUCUUUUGUCCCAUUUAAUGGGAUUUUUAAGCUAGUUUUCCUAGUUUAGUGAAAAUGCUAUUUUUGAUGGGAUGAUGAUGAUGACAAUUAAAGAUGGUUCGAAUGGUGGCGAGAAAAAUGGUCAUUGGUUGCAAAGUUGCAAGUGGUGUCAGUCAUGUCUAGGAGAGCUUGAGAAUUUGAUACAUUUAAUCUUUAGUUCGGGAACAACUUGCGUUUUAAAAUUUUGAAUUGUUACCCUCUUCCUUUGAUGAAGGAUGGCAUUUUGGACUUGAUAAAUUGAGGUUGUUUGCUUGGGGGUUCUGUA
Messenger RNA from Hevea brasiliensis (rubber tree), 3072 nucleotides. RefSeq names its product pyrophosphate-energized vacuolar membrane proton pump. The transcript is spliced from 8 exons. NCBI's taxonomy places the organism in Eukaryota, Viridiplantae, Streptophyta, Magnoliopsida, Malpighiales, Euphorbiaceae. Gene Ontology annotation, cellular component: membrane. The record is from RefSeq and is a predicted model, not a curated record. Gene Ontology annotation, biological process: proton transmembrane transport. Gene Ontology annotation, molecular function: diphosphate hydrolysis-driven proton transmembrane transporter activity; inorganic diphosphate phosphatase activity. The coding region runs from base 219 to 2669 and encodes 816 amino acids.